UUCAACGGCCAGGCCAGAGGGACAGAGGUCUGUCCCUCUGCUCAGAGGACCCAGGGAGAACUGAGGGCCAGGCAGGGUCGUUCCUCCAACUCCCUUCCCAAGCUGUCUAGGCCUAGAAAAGGUGAAAGCGAAAGAAAAGAUGCAGAAAAGUGCCAUUGGCCUCCGAGGGCAGGUGAAAGCGAAAGCAGGAAGCGUCGGAGGUGGAGCCGGAGACUAAAGCCGGAGGUCGUUCUCGCUCCACAGCCGCUAGCCCCUCUUGUCUGACCCAUCGACCCCUGCUCUACGCUGCCCGUCUCGAAAUGCUGAGGCCAGCGCUGGAGCCUCGUGGAGGCUUUUCCUUCGAGAACUGCCAGAGAAACGAAUCCUUGGAACACGUCCUCCCAGGACUCCGGGUCCCUCAUGCACGCAAGACCGGGACUACGAUCGCGGGCCUCGUGUUCCGAGAUGGGGUCAUCUUGGGCGCGGAUACACGGGCCACUAACGAGUCGAUAGUGGCAGACAAGAACUGCGAGAAGAUCCACUUCAUCGCCCCCAAAAUCUACUGCUGUGGGGCUGGAGUAGCCGCCGACGCCGAGAUAACCACGCGAAUGGCUGCGUCCAACAUGGAGCUGCACGCGCUGUCCACGGGCCGCGAGCCUCGCGUGGCCACGGUCACCCGCGUUCUGCGCCAAACGCUCUUCCGGUACCGGGGCCAUGUGGGCGCGUCGCUGAUCGUGGGUGGUGUGGACGUGACAGGACCACAGCUCUACAGCGUGCAUCCCCAUGGCUCCUACAGCCGUCUGCCCUUCACGGCCCUGGGCUCUGGCCAGGACGCCGCCCUGGCAGUGCUGGAGGACCGGUUCCAGCCGAAUGUAACGCUGGAGGUGGCGCAGGAGCUGCUGGUAGAAGCCAUCACUGCAGGGAUCCUGGGUGACCUGGGUUCUGGAGGCAAUGUGGAUGCAUGUGUGAUCACAAGCAUGGGUGCCAAGCUGUUGCGGACGCUGAGCUCACCUACAGAGCCCGUGAAAAGGCUGGGCCGGUACCGCUUUACCCCUGGCACCACAGCUGUCCUGACCAAGACGGUGAUGCCGCUGAACCUGGAACUGCUGGAAGAAACUGUGCAGGCCAUGGAGGUGGAGUGAAGUAGGCUGAGGCUUGGAGCUUGGAACAAGGGGGAGUAAACUCAGAAAAUACAAACCCCUAAACAGA
This is a messenger RNA of Choloepus didactylus (southern two-toed sloth), 1188 nucleotides long. It is a transcript of the gene PSMB10, whose product is annotated as proteasome 20S subunit beta 10. Gene Ontology annotation, cellular component: proteasome core complex. The record is from RefSeq and is a predicted model, not a curated record. Lineage: Eukaryota; Metazoa; Chordata; Mammalia; Pilosa; Megalonychidae. The coding region runs from base 300 to 1121 and encodes 273 amino acids. The transcript is spliced from 8 exons.